AGUAGCACUUACAACUAGAACGGCUGCAUGCGCUGUCAGUAGCCCGUGAAUCCAUCUCACAAAAAUUUUAAUCAAACAAUUUGCGCUAAUGUGAUGGACAAGAAUGGAGGAUUAAAGCAACAGCGUGAAGUUCUUGAUCGGAUGGGACUGGAUAAACAGUCAGUGGUGAUCAUCCACGGCGGCGUUGUAUACGGGAACAAAACGGACAACACCGUUUAAGUUUGGAAAUAAUGCGUGGGAAUGCCAUGAGUGUGUUAUGUACGGUCCCUUCUCGUGCCAACUGGGACAAAUGUUUCAUUUGAAUGUAUUUUGUAUCCCCAAUUGCAUCGCGUCCACAAGCUGUCUGUAUUCAAUGGACUUUGCACAACCGUUGCUCUCGCAGAUUGGAAAAACGUCCAAAGUUGUCCCCAAUUCGACCAUUUUUGGAUUGGAGCAACAGUGCGGAGUUCUUGACCGGAUGGGACUGGAUAAGCAGUCAGUGGCGAUCAUCCACGGCGGCGGUGUGUACGAGGACAAACCGGAAGCUCUGAAGAUCUAGAGGCUGGAAGCUAAUUUUCUUGCCUUGAAACACAACGUGAGGGAGCGGUUAGUCUUGGAAAAUUAUGAAAUGUCUUACAAACUGAAGGAUCUCUUACCGAUAAGUCAGAAGCUGAAAAUUCCCAUUGUUAUCGAUUUCCACCAUGAUGCUAUAAACCCCAGCAUGCUGCCUGUUGAGUCUAAUCUACCGGCCGUUUUUCAGGUAUGGGAUGAGAGAGGCAUCAAGCCGAAAGUUCAUGUGUCGGAAAGUCCACCAGGAACCGACAUGACCAAUGCAUUCGCGCGCCGUAAGCACGGCGACUAUAUAAUGUUUUUGGUCGUUCGUGCUUCUUAGUUUUAUCCUUUUCCCUUGCUGGCUAUAAUCAAUCGUUCAAACUCUGCACGCAGCAAAACAGGUAGCCAACGACCGUAUUGUAUUACUGUACCUACAUUUAUGUAAUUUGUUAGCUGACUUCUUUAUUUACCGGUUGCACUCCGAUCCGUUAGGUAAAAGGUUUAGCAAAACGCUUAUGACCAAAAAUUCGGUCAACUGUACCGGCAUCUAAAUUCAAUUCAGCAUUUCGGAAUCCCAAGUAUUUGCGGCAUUCUUUCAUACCGUCUAGUUCGUUUUCUUGAACCAGGAAGGUUUCGGUAUAAAAUAGUGUUCUUUCGUUUGUACCAUUUUUUUGUUACGCGUCUUUGUCGUCUGAUCCGUAUGCAAACAAGUAUUAUGUGUAAUAUGAAGGGAAAUUGGCAUGAGAAACAUGAUGGUGCGAGCGGUAUAAGACAAGUGAUCUACGGUUUUCUCGAUGCAACAAACGAUUACGUUAACGUAAUCACAGCCAUAGUUUUGGCUCCUACAGCAAAGAUUUCUCGCAACACUCUGCAUCCGUUAGGUGUAAAAAGUAUAUAAGGGUAGACGAACGGUUUUUUAUAUUGCAUCUAGCGUCUGUACGAAGUAUUGCAAUUACCCGUGGAUAAUACAGCUUUAAUUUCCCGGACGACGAUUUCUUAUUAAUCAACCAUGUCUCGUUUACUUUUGGUAUUGUUCGCUGCCGGUAUGCUCCUCUUGGUCAUCCAGGUUGCCGAUGCACAAAUGGGCAUGGGCAUGAACUUCGGAAUGGGCAACUUUAUGGGUAACCGAUUUAACGGCGGCAUGAUGGGCAUGGGUCAGCGACGGCCAAUGAAUUUCGGAAUGAACCGCGGCUUCCGUCCGAUGGGAUUCAACGGGAUGAAUAUGGGCAACAUGGGACUUAUGGGAUAGAACACAGGACUGCGACAGAUUUCUCCCUAUAGCGUAAAUAAUAUGUGAUUGUUCGCGAACAAAAUUUUCCUGUGCCUUUGGCAACCUUUCCAAAAAUUUUUAAAUUUUGAAAGUGAAAUUUAUGUGGACGUUACUGUUCGUAUUGCAUGCCCUGGUGGCUUCCUUGUGAAAUUUGUGGAGUUGUCCAGCUUAUCUGUUGACUGUUUGAAAUGAACCACAUAUAGCAGCAGUUUUGAUGUGCAUGCAACAGCAUGCGCUGCAGCUGGCUGCCUUGGUUCAUAAACACAACAAAACGA
Messenger RNA from Paramacrobiotus metropolitanus, 2076 nucleotides. RefSeq lists its product as uncharacterized. Lineage: Eukaryota; Metazoa; Tardigrada; Eutardigrada; Parachela; Macrobiotidae. The record is from RefSeq and is a predicted model, not a curated record. Gene Ontology annotation, biological process: nucleotide-excision repair; response to UV. Gene Ontology annotation, molecular function: endonuclease activity. The transcript has 6 exons.